Coturnix japonica (Japanese quail) is the source of this 3529-nucleotide messenger RNA. NCBI's taxonomy places the organism in Eukaryota, Metazoa, Chordata, Aves, Galliformes, Phasianidae. The record is from RefSeq and is a predicted model, not a curated record.
ACGGGGCCUUUCUGUCAGUGAUCUUUAGCUCCGGAGGUGUGGACCCGCAAUCCCUUUGCUUUUUUGUCCUUUUAAAUUAUAUAUACGUGUAUGUAUAUAUUACCCACCACUAGCAGGGAAGAGCAUUUUCUCCCCCUCCUUCCCACUCCCAAUUUUCCUCUGCAUUUAAAGGAGAAUUGCCUUUUUUAAUGUUUUCUUUUAAAGGCUUUUAAAUAUUGUUGCAGGGAUAAGGAUGGUUCAUUUCAAAACGUUCUCAUGCACUUAAAACCAGUAUUGUCUCCAUACGCUUGGCCUUUCAAAACCGAAUCCUCUUUGAAACACGCGAGAGAGGUUCUUUAAAGAUAUUAAAACUCCGACCUCGAAACAUACGAAAAAAAAACUACUAUCAGAUCAUUCCAUUUAUUUUUUAUUAUUUAUUUAUUUAUUUUAUUUUUUAUUAUUUUUCCUGUUUGGAACUUUCCUGAUAGAGCCCUCAAAGCUCCACCAAAAAGCACCUCCUUUAAAACUCGCUCUUGUUGCUCGCGUCAGAUGUAAGCGGGGGAUUUCUCAGGCGCUGCCGGUGCAGUUUUCCACCCGUUAGGGCUCAGCUCAUUGCACGCGUAGUCCGUGAGCGCGUUACUUUGCACCAUAUCGGACUGAUUCACGCUUUUUAGUUGUUUUUUAAUCGUGUCGUCCGUCCAUUCCCGCUUGAUUUGCAAAUGUUCGGAACAGCGUUUUGACUUUGGGAUUUUGGAGGAUGGAUAAAAUACUUGUUUUAUUUGAUUCUGGUGGAAAGGUCGCGCUUCGCAGGGGUGCACGAAGUUGAAUUUUCUUUGAAAUUGGGGUUAUAUAAACGGCAUCACGUGGCGGUGGCAUUUGCCUGCUGGAAAGAGGAUCCCACCUCUCGGGGAGAACGGGGGGGAUGUUCCAGUCUACCCGGCCGCAGAAAGACCAUUAUCGGCCCGAGAGAUGGGGAGACCCAGCUCCCCCCCCGCUCCCUCCUCCCCUGGAGAUGCCCCACCUCGUGUCCACGCGUGUGCUGAGCGGUUCUGUCCCGCGGCAAGGUGCCCCGUGUGCGCUGCCGGGCAGACUGCGGGAAGGCGGCUGUUUACCUUGUCCAAAAGAUGCAUUUAAUAAUACCGCCUCCCCUCGUCCCAUCCCCCACCUCCAAAUCCUAUCAUCCCUUGCGGGCUGGGAUAAUAAAUAAGUCUUUAUUUCUCCCUCUCCAGAAGUUAAAGGGCCUCGUUCCCUCCCCGGGCUGCUAGAAGUGAGUUGCGGGCAGCGCUGCUUCGCCUUCCCGCCCUGCCUAGCACCGGGCUCAGUGCAUGUGUGUAGUUAGAUGUAUAUAUAUUUGAUUGAGUGUCAGACUUUACUUAUGUGCCUCUUAUCUCUGCUCUCUCCUCGAUGUGUGCCUGCAGUGGGGGAUUCAGCAAAGGAAGCUCGUAACAUGGCGGACACCGAGGAAGGCUUUGGACUCCCGAGCACGCCAGCUGACUCGGAGGCCAAGGAGCUGCAGGCUGAGGCCAAGCAAGAUCCCCAGCUGGGGACCACCAGCAAGGCCCCCACCUCUCCACAGGCAGCCUUCACCCAGCAGGGCAUGGAGGGGAUCAAAGUGUUUUUGCACGAGCGGGAGCUGUGGCUGAAAUUUCAUGAGGUGGGGACGGAGAUGAUCAUAACAAAGGCUGGAAGGCGUAUGUUUCCCAGUUACAAAGUGAAGGUCACUGGACUCAAUCCAAAAACGAAAUACAUACUGUUGAUGGAUAUUGUACCAGCGGAUGACCACAGAUACAAAUUUGCAGAUAAUAAAUGGUCCGUGACUGGGAAGGCAGAGCCGGCCAUGCCCGGACGUCUCUACGUGCACCCCGACUCCCCUGCUACCGGAGCCCAUUGGAUGCGGCAGUUGGUUUCCUUCCAGAAGCUCAAGCUCACCAACAACCACCUCGACCCCUUCGGACAUAUCAUCCUGAACUCCAUGCACAAAUACCAGCCCCGGCUCCACAUUGUGAAGGCGGAUGAGAACAACGGCUUCGGCUCCAAGAACACCGCCUUCUGCACCCAUGUCUUCCCAGAGACUGCCUUCAUCGCUGUUACCUCUUACCAAAAUCACAAGAUCACUCAGCUGAAGAUUGAGAACAACCCCUUUGCAAAAGGAUUCCGCGGCAGCGAUGACAUGGAGCUCCACAGGAUGUCCAGGAUGCAGAGUAAAGAGUACCCAGUUGUUCCCAGGAGCACAGUGAGACAGAAAGUGUCCUCGAAUCACAGCCCCUUCAGUGGUGAGACCAGGGUCCUUUCCACCUCCUCCAACCUGGGCUCCCAGUACCAGUGUGAGAAUGGGGUGUCAAGCACCUCCCAGGACCUGCUGCCACCUGCCAACCCCUAUCCAGUCUCCCAGGAGCACAGCCAGAUCUACCACUGCACCAAGAGAAAAGAUGAGGAAUGUUCCACCACUGAGCAUCCCUACAAGAAGCCCUACAUGGAAACUUCACCGGCAGAAGAGGAUCCUUUCUACAGGUCCAGUUACCCCCAGCAGCAGGGACUGAACACUUCAUACAGGACUGAAUCAGCCCAGCGCCAAGCAUGUAUGUAUGCCAGCUCUGCUCCCCCCACGGACCCUGUGCCCAGCCUGGAAGACAUCAGCUGUAACACAUGGCCCAGCGUGCCGUCCUACAGCAGUUGCACAGUGUCUGCCAUGCAGCCCAUGGACAGGUUACCCUACCAGCAUUUCUCUGCCCACUUCACCUCGGGGCCUCUGAUGCCCCGGCUCAGCAGCGUGGCCAACCACACGUCCCCCCAGAUAGGAGACACCCAUAGCAUGUUCCAGCACCAGACCUCAGUUUCUCACCAACCCAUUGUGCGGCAGUGCGGACCUCAGACCGGCAUCCAGUCUCCCCCGAGCAGCCUGCAGCCUGCAGAGUUCCUCUAUUCCCAUGGCGUGCCUCGAACCCUCUCACCCCACCAGUACCACUCUGUGCAUGGUGUGGGAAUGGUGCCAGAGUGGAGUGAAAACAGCUAACGAGGCAGUCAGUGGAAAUGGGAAUAAAAUAAAAUAAAUAAAAUAAAAUAAAAUAAAUAAAAUUUAAAAAGUGGAGGGGGAAAUAAGAGAAAAAAAAAGGGGGGGUGGGGGUGGGGAAACAGCACCCCAUUGAUAACAAAAACAAGAGCAUUCUGCAAGUCUCCUUUAAGUGAAUGUUCUCCGUCAGCACUAGAGGGGAAUGGACACUGAUUGUGCCAAUGGUUGGAAGCAUGGAUGGAGCACUCAUUGGCCACGGCAGGAUGUGCCCCCUUGCCCCCCCGCCCCGUGCUUUGGUUCAGAAGGCAAACCCAGCGGAGCAGAGAGCUGCCCUCACUUCCCCACCCCUGGUCUGUGUCGCUGCCACAGCCAUCCUCUGCCUGGCCCUCCCCCCCCCUCUUUUCUCCUUCCCAAAGAGCCACAUGACUCCUGCUGCCUUUCUCAACACAGCCAGAGUGCUGGGAUGAAAACAACUGGGAUGUUACUAUUUUUUUUUUUCUUUCUUUCUUUUUUUUUUUUUUUUUUUUUUGUGGUGUUGAU